Molecule: messenger RNA, 1834 nt
Organism: Leptinotarsa decemlineata (Colorado potato beetle)
Lineage: Eukaryota; Metazoa; Arthropoda; Insecta; Coleoptera; Chrysomelidae
Biological process (GO): cellular response to glucose starvation; regulation of transcription by glucose; rDNA heterochromatin formation
Cellular component (GO): nucleolus; chromatin silencing complex; rDNA heterochromatin
Molecular function (GO): methyltransferase activity
Source: RefSeq, a predicted model, not a curated record
UGGUAAAAAACAUAAAAAUUUUCAUUUCUCUUUUCAUUACGACAGUAUUUUUAAUAACUAUGUUGUUGAACAAUACAAAAAACGAGGUUAUAAUUUCACUUUACUUCCUUUUGACACUAGCUUUUUUGCUAUAAUAUGCAAUGUUGCCAAAAUGUUAAUCCGGAUUACCUAAACCAUCCGCGGUGCAUUAGUAUUUAAUCUAAAAGACGUAAUUUAGAUUAACUAAUCGCGAUUAAAUUUAAAUACGGUGCAUACGAGCAUAAGCGUGUUAGUGAACGGUGCAUAUAGGCGCAUUUAACUAAGUAAUGUGGCUCUCAAGCACCGAAAAAACAACAGAAGAAGAAAUAAAAUGUAAUUUUGUAAGGUUAUGUUAUGUUAUUUUCUUAAUAACAUAUUAAAGUUAUAAGUGUGUAUUGCAAUUAUCAAACUCUGCAAUUAUCAAAAUCAAAAGUCCCAAACAAAAUGUCGUUCAAAGGAGCAGAAUGGGACUCCGACGCAUUAGGAAAUGUAUGCAAUGAAUUAUUUGAAAAAAAGGAUCUAAUCAAGAAUCUUAAAAGCAGCAUAAAGGAGCAAAACGAACUCAAAAGAUCCAUUUCACGAUUGAGUAAAAAACAUAGAAAUUCUUUGGAAAAAAACUCAAAAUCAAAUAAUACUAAACCAAAUGAAAAAUCAAAAAUGUUGGAAAUCACCAAAAGUAAGAAGAAACGUUUAAAGAUAAUAAGAAAGAAACAAGAGCGCCAAAGUAUAAAUAUAGUUAAAACUAAAGAUUGUGAAGGUGAAAAAAAUAAUAGGAAUGAAGUUCAAGUGGAAAUAUCAGGCGAUAAAGGAGAAAAGAAGAAACAUAAUAAUAAAACAAUCUUGAAUUCCGGACCUAUGAAAAAUGAACAUUCAAAGGCAAAGAAAAAAUAUAGGAAUUUGAAAAAAAGGUUAGAAACUACAAUGCAACAUGGAACUUUUAUAAAUCAAGUAAACAUAACUGAUGAAGAAGUAUUGAUAAAAAAUGAUAGUAACAAAAAACCAAUAGUGGCACUCAGCAAAUCUUCAAAAAAAAUUUUGAAUUUUGAUCAUCAAACCAAGGCAGUAAAUAAAAAAAAAAAGUUUUUUGAAAAACUCAAACAGACACUCGCAAAACCAAUGGACAAAAAACCUCAGCUCACAUUGAGGCAGAAGAUGUUAGAUAAAUUGAAAGCUGCAAGGUUUCGUUUUCUUAAUGAACAAAUAUAUACUACGAAUAGCAAAGAAGCUCAAAAGAUAUUUCAAAGUGAUCCAGAUGCUUUCCAGGCUUAUCAUGAGGGGUAUAGAAAACAGGUUAAAAGGUGGCCCAUGAAUCCACUUGAUGUAAUCAUCAAAAGUAUUAAAACAAUGCCAAAAUCUUAUGUCAUAGCCGAUUUUGGUUGUGGAGAUGCAAAAUUGUCCAAGACAGUAAAGCAAAAAGUAUUCUCCUUUGAUCUGGUGGCAACAGACGAAACUGUAGUUGCUUGUGAUAUCUCCAGAGUUCCAUUAGAAAACAGUUCUGUAGAUAUAGUUGUGUUCUGUUUGUCACUCAUGGGAACAAAUCUGAAUGAAUAUAUAUUAGAAGCCAACAGGGUCUUGAAAACUGGAGGAACGUUGAAAAUAGCUGAAGUUGAGAGCAGAUUUGAGAACAUUGAAGAGUUCAUCAAGUGGGUACAACACUAUGGUUUCAAAAAUACUUGGAAGGAUUUAUCACAUGAUUUGUUUUAUUUUAUGGAUUUUAGAAAGGAUAACAAUGUAAAGAAUAGAAAGAAGUUACCUACUUUAAGUUUACUUCCUUGUUUAUACAAAAAACGGUAAUUAAACAUUUUUACAAAGUAAA